Molecule: messenger RNA, 1158 nt
Organism: Penicillium lagena
Lineage: Eukaryota; Fungi; Ascomycota; Eurotiomycetes; Eurotiales; Aspergillaceae
Product: putative GABA permease
Exons: 2
Coding region: 1-1158 (385 amino acids)
Biological process (GO): transmembrane transport
Cellular component (GO): membrane
Molecular function (GO): transmembrane transporter activity
Source: RefSeq, a predicted model, not a curated record
AUGUCCGUUCUAGCUUGGCAGGCAGGUGCCGCGUCUGGGUCAUUUCUAACGGGGACCAUUAUCCAAGGUCUGCUUAGCAUUCGAGACCCAAGCUAUCAACCACAAAAUUGGCAGGGCACAAUGUUCGUCUUUGCUAUGAUCGCAGUAAUUUACUACUUUAAUGUCUAUGCCGCUAGCUGGAUGCCCCGGAUCCAGAACCUGUUGCUAGCAUUACAUCUCAUGUGCUGGGUCAUCGUCGUUGUCAUUCUCUUUGCCAUGGCACCGCAUAACUCUGCAAAGGUGGCCUUUACGGAAUUUUCCAACGGUGGUGGCUGGCCCACAAUUGGAAUAAGUUUGAUGAUCGGGCAAAUCUCAGCCAUCUAUGGCUCCCUUAGCUCCGAUGCGACGGCGCACAUGUCCGAGGAGGUCCGGGAUGCAGGUCGAUAUGUGCCCAUUGCUAUCGCCUGGGGCUACUUCGGCAACGGCAUUCUAGCCCUCAUCGUGGUCAUUGGGUUUGUGCUUGCACUACAAUCCGUGCCUGAUGCGCUUGCAGACAAAUUCGGAUUCCCUUUUCUAUACAUAUUUCAACAGAUUGUCUCACUUGCUGGAGUCAACGGCCUCACAGCGAUUAUUCUAAUCCCGGUCAUUUUUAGCAACAUUAUGUUCAACGCGUCCACCGCGCGUCAGACCCAUGCAUUCGCACGCGACAAGGGCCUGCCCUUCUCCAGCUGGAUUUCAACCGUCGAUUUAAGCCGUCGAAUCCCGGUGCGGGCAAUUGCACUUUCCUGCAUUAUGAGUGGCCUGCUCUCACUAAUUAACAUUGGCUCUCCGGUCGCCUUCAACGCCAUUAUCUCGCUCAACGUCGCCGCAUUAAUGUACACAUACAUGGUGUCUAUCAGCUGUGUGAUCUAUCGCAAGAUCUAUUGCCCAGACUCUCUUCCACCACGCAGAUGGAGCUUAGGUCGCUUCGGCCUUCUCGUGAACAUCAUAGGGCUACUCUAUAUUUUGUUUUCCCUCUUCUGGUCUUUCUGGCCCCCAAGCCCAUCUGCAGCAGCUCGUGACUUCAACUGGAGCGUUGUGAUAUUUGUUGCCGUCUUCGCACUCAGUCUAAUUAUGUACAUGUUCCAAGGGCGGCGCCAUUAUGUUGGGCCCGUGAUGACAGUGCAGCGGCGGGAUUGA